CCUAUAAACCCUUUUUCAUAAAUGCAUUUUAGACGAGGGAAGACGUGAAGGAAGAAGAAAUGGAGAUGAGGGCUUACGUAGUUGUUCAGCUAUUGUUCAUUAUCUCCCACGUUGUCGUGGAAUCUCGAAGGUUCGAGAUCACAAAUGGCAGUUCGUACCUGACUCAGAAAGAACUCUGGUUCAAUCAGACGCUCGAUCACUUCUCUCCACUUGACCAUCGUCAAUUUGGGCAGCGCUACUAUGAAUUCCUUGACUACUUUCGGGUUCCUGAUGGACCCAUAUUUUUAAAAAUAUGUGGUGAAUCCUCGUGCAAUGGAAUUCCUAAUGACUAUACCAAUGUUUUAGCAAAGAAGUUUGGUGCUGCUUUGGUUUCUCUUGAGCAUCGUUAUUAUGGGAAGAGUUCCCCUUUUAACUUGUUGACAACAGAAAAUCUAAGAUAUCUUUCUUCAAAGCAAGCUCUUUUUGAUUUGGCUACUUUUCGUCAGUAUUAUCAGGAAUCUUUGAAUUCAAAGCUGAAUCGAUCAAAUGUUGAAAACCCUUGGUUUGUUUUCGGUGUUUCUUACUCUGGAGCACUUAGUGCAUGGUUCCGUUUAAAGUUCCCUCAUCUAACAUGUGGAAGUCUUGCAAGUUCUGCAGUUGUUCUUGCUGUUUACAACUUUACUAAUUUUGACAAACAGAUUGGUGUGUCAGCUGGUGCUGAAUGUAAAGAAGCAUUACAAGAAAUCACGAAACUUGUUGAAGAAAAGCUUGUAUCAGAUGGAAAAACAGUGAAGACCUUGUUUGAUGCAGCUGAGCUUAACAAUGAUGCUGAUUUUCUAUAUUUCCUGGCAGAUGCUGCAGUUGUAGCGUUUCAAUAUGGGAAUCCCGAUUUACUAUGUUCUCCUCUUGUCAAAGCAAGGAAAGAUGGAAAGGAUUUGGUGGAUGAAUAUGCCAACUAUGUGAAAGAUUAUUUCAUUGGAAAAUUCGGAGCUGAUGUUCAAACAUACAAUCAGAAAUACUUGAAGAAUACUGCACUCAGUGAAGGCAGUAGUGAUCGAUUGUGGUGGUUUCAGGUUUGCACUGAGGUUGCUUAUUUCCAGGUAGCACCCUCAAAUGAUAGCAUUCGCUCUUCAAAGGUAGAUGAAAGAUAUCACUUAGAUCUUUGCAAGAAUGUUUUUGGAGAAGGCAUCUUUCCAGAUGUGGACAUGACAAACAUAUACUAUGGAGGCACAGAUAUUGCUGGUUCAAAGAUUAUUUUCACAAAUGGCUCACAGGAUCCCUGGCGACAUGCAUCCAAACAGACACCAUCACCAGAUAGUGAAAUGCCUUCAUACAUAAUUUCAUGUCAUAAUUGUGGCCAUGGAACUGAUCUGAGAGGAUGUCCACAAUCGCCACUAAGUCCUGAAGGUAAUGCCCAAAAUUGUGCCUCUCCUGAUGCAGUGCACAAAGUUAGACAACAGAUAAUAGAUAACAUGGACUUGUGGCUCUCUGAGUGCCAAGACACAGGUAGAACUUUUAUCUGAUUCAUCCAUGGAGGAAUGUGGAAGCUCUGGCUCUUAAACCGACCUUUUCUUACUAGUUAUCAGCAGAUAAAUCCUUAUAAUUCAUCUUCGUAUGUACACUAAUCGUGAUUAUAUUGUAAAUAGAAAUUAUCUUUAUAGAUCCUCUUUUUACUUGUGCUGUGUUUGUUUCUGUAAAAUGGAUGCAAAAUUUCUCCUACUGAAAUAAUUCAGCUAUUAUUUCUGCCCCCCUUUACAGCAUAAAUUUUAGCUUUCCACCCCUUAUUUGUUUUGAUGCAAGUGCAAGGAAAGCAAAGUUUUCUUCGUGAUAGGGGCAAAAUAUAGAUCAAAUAUUUCAGCCUGAAAAAUUUUGUAAUCAUUUUAUGUUGAAACAAACGGAGCCUUGAUCUCUGCUUGGAAUGCCUUUCCCAUCUGAAGCCUUGUGUAAAGGUUCUUGAUGUAGAAAUAACAGAGCCUUCCUCUUGUUCGAAAAAAAGCCUUCCUCUUAUGAUCAAUAAAGCAAGCAUUUCAAUAUUCAA
This is a messenger RNA of Nelumbo nucifera (sacred lotus), 2017 nucleotides long. RefSeq names its product putative serine protease EDA2. NCBI's taxonomy places the organism in Eukaryota, Viridiplantae, Streptophyta, Magnoliopsida, Proteales, Nelumbonaceae. Gene Ontology annotation, molecular function: dipeptidyl-peptidase activity; serine-type exopeptidase activity. The record is from RefSeq and is a predicted model, not a curated record. Gene Ontology annotation, cellular component: vacuole. Gene Ontology annotation, biological process: proteolysis.